Molecule: messenger RNA, 1146 nt
Organism: Plasmopara halstedii
Lineage: Eukaryota; Oomycota; Peronosporomycetes; Peronosporales; Peronosporaceae
Product: glycoside hydrolase family 6 protein
Exons: 1
Coding region: 1-1146 (381 amino acids)
Biological process (GO): cellulose catabolic process
Molecular function (GO): hydrolase activity, hydrolyzing O-glycosyl compounds
Source: RefSeq, a predicted model, not a curated record
AUGACCAGUCGAGCGAUCGUCAACCAAUUUUUCAUUCCUCAAUUAGCAAACAUGUUAACAAACUUAAUCUUCCUCGCUGUAUUUAGCUGGAAUUUCAAAGUGAUUCAUACCGCCGAAACACUUUGCUCGCUUCCUCCAAUCACGUACGCAUCGGCAAAAGAGAUGUACCCUGACUCUGCCUUUGCUCUAAGUCAUCUUGAGACUUUAGGUAUUGCAACGUGGUACACAGAUCGUGAUGAUAGUGGAGAUGUUACACAAACAGCGAUGGACCUCGUUGUAGCAUGUCCCGAAUCUUCAAGAUUAAGUAUCGUGGUUUAUGGACUUCCCAAUAAAGACUGUGACGCUGGAUAUUCCAGUGGUGAAGGUACUGUGAAGACAAGUGCAGACUACAAAGAGUUUAUUUCAAAUCUUGCAUUUGUUAUUGAGAAACGAAAAGUUCUUUACGUCUUGGAACCAGAUGCAAUUGGGUUACUGGCUAGCAAUGAAUGUGCAGUGAAAUUUGGAUAUGAAAAGAAUUUAAUCACUGCGAUUAAACUUUUAUCCAAGAAUCCAAAUGCUGAAAUUUAUCUUGAUGUUGGAUUUUGGGCAUUGCAACGAUCAAAUACAACGAACAUUGUGACUAAAACAGUGAAAAAACUUGCGAAAACUGGACGUGUGAAGGGCAUUGCACUCAAUACUUCGAAUUAUCGUGCAACGGAAGAGAUUGCAAAGCUUUGUACAGCGUUUCAAACGGCAAUGGGUUCCACAAACUUGCAUUGUGUGAUUGAUAGUUCACGAAACUUUCAAGAAUUUGUCAAUGAAUCAAGUUCAGAAUGGUGCAAUGUAAGAAAAGCUGGAAUUGGAGCACCACCUACAAACGUGACGAACUUGGAUGGAAUUGACUAUUUCUUGUACUUAAAACCUCCUGGUGACAGUGAUGGAACGUGUUUAGAUGAAUCGAUGGAUGCAUUGCCAGGUCCACAAGCUGGUCAGUUCUUUAAUGAACAUUUCAUUAAACUUUGGAAUCAAGGUUACUUUGUAAGUACUCAACAAAUGGAUACCAUUGACGAUCCCGAAUCUUCUGCGAGUCCAUUGACGUGGCAUACAAUGACAUGGAUGUGGAUUUUUGCUGCGUCAAGUUUGUUAUCAAUAAUUGCUAGUUUUUAA